Molecule: messenger RNA, 201 nt
Organism: Clunio marinus
Lineage: Eukaryota; Metazoa; Arthropoda; Insecta; Diptera; Chironomidae
Source: the annotation of a GenBank genome assembly
AUGGAAAGCUUCCGUGAAUGGUCAAAGCAUCAAAACUUAUAUUUCCUAAUCACGAGCGAAGCAAUAAGAACCCAACUUGAAAACGUCAUUUAUCAUUUUGGAAAUUGUACACUAUUAAUAAAACUGCUGGAAGGUUUUAGUUUGCAUAGAUACUUAGAAGCACAUUAUGUCAGAAGUCAAACAAAUCUGGACGAAGAAUAA